Molecule: messenger RNA, 2610 nt
Organism: Vigna radiata var. radiata (mung bean)
Lineage: Eukaryota; Viridiplantae; Streptophyta; Magnoliopsida; Fabales; Fabaceae
Product: gastric triacylglycerol lipase
Exons: 9
Coding region: 429-2324 (631 amino acids)
Biological process (GO): lipid metabolic process
Source: RefSeq, a predicted model, not a curated record
AUUUGGUGUUUUAUUUUAGAACCUUUCAUCGGGUUACCGGUCGGUCACUGAUUUCAAACUUCCAUGACCAUCCAUUCCCAAUAUCCAUUUCCAAUUUCUUAUUUUUCAUUUUGAUUCGAUUCUGGGUAUCGCGCAAUUUCUCGAUUUUCCGCGUAUUUUGGAUUUGGAGAGUUUCAACAAAUAACCGAACUUUGGAAGGAAAAACACAACCCCAUGAUGCAACGGUUGGUUGAUCAUGUUCUUGCUAUAACUAAAGAUGCAGGUCCGUGAAGGCAUUUACUUAUGAGUCCUUAAACAAUAUUGUGAGGCUAAUCAAUGGAAUAUCUGCCCUUUUGUUGGCAUGCCUACCUGGGAAAGCUAAUAUACUUGAAGGUAUCCAUGGUUGGGAACUCAGGCCAACUUUCCGUGGACCACGAUUUCCGCGGUGGAUGGAGAAUGGUGUAUCCUCUUUCAAUCAGUUUGUCCAUGAUUUUUCUAUGGAUUCUGACAAUUCAAGCCUUGAAUACUCGUCCGAAGAUGACGAUAGUGAAAUAUAUAGUGAUGGACUUGAAUACCCUCCAACUCCUGGAUCUCAGAGUUCUAGAACCUCAGAAGCUGGUAUUACCAAAUUCAGUAGGCAUCAGAAGGAUUGGAUCCGAUUUAUCUUACUUUCAAUUUUGUUUCCUUUAAAGUUAUUGGUGUGGAUUCCAGUUAACCUUUUUCGGUUAGUUUAUUAUGGGGUGUUAAAAGCCAUGUCUUUCACCACAAAUAAGCGUCCUCCUCAUUUACGUGCACACAAGAGAGUGCUGAGUCUCAAGGAUCAUAUUAUCCACCGUGCUACUGAUAGGAGACGAGGAGUUGUAGAGGAUCUUCAUCUAGGCAUCGAGUUAUCUAUAGAAGCCGUGUUUGAUGUUGUUCACAAGGCAGCACAUCUUCUUCUUUCCCCUUCAGAAGCUUUUGGGGCAUUAGUCAGGUUGUUUUCGUCUCAUGAAAGUGCUGUUAAAGGAGAUCAUGAUGGUGAAGAGGACGCCUCCAUAUAUACAGAUACAUUAGGUGAAAAUGACCCAAAACCCAAAGAGAGAACUGUCAAGUAUCAGCCUCUGAAUACAGAUGCUCGGACAUGUCAGGAUGUCAUAACGGACCUUGGGUAUCCAUAUGAAGCCAUUCGUGUGAUCACCUCUGAUGGAUAUAUUCUUCUUUUGGAAAGAAUACCCAGGCGAGAUUCAAGAAAAGCUGUUUAUCUCCAGCACGGGGUUUUGGAUUCAUCAAUGGGUUGGGUAUCUAAUGGAAUUGUCGGCUCUCCAGCUUUUGCAGCAUACGAUCAAGGUUAUGAUGUAUUUCUGGGGAAUUUUCGUGGUUUGGUUUCACGGGAACAUGUCAACAAGAACAUAUCAUCACGUCAAUAUUGGCGGUAUUCCAUCAAUGAGCAUGGGACUGAGGAUAUUCCUGCUAUGAUAGAAAAAAUCCAUGAAGUAAAGACUGCUGAAUUGAGGCUUACUAAACCUGAUAUAGAGGAGGAAACUGAUGAUGAUCAGCCUUACAAACUUUGUGCCAUUUGCCAUAGUUUGGGAGGAGCUGCUGUGCUGAUGUAUGUUAUUACUCGAAGGAUAGAAGGGAAACCCCACAGGCUUUCAAGAUUGGUUUUGUUAUCACCAGCCGGUUUUCACGAGGACUCUAACAUGGUUUUUUCUGUGGCUGAACUUCUACUGGUUUUACUGGCUCCUGUUUUGUCUCUUCUUGUUCCUGCCUUCUAUAUACCAACCAGAUUUUUUCGUAUGCUUGUCAACAAGUUAGCGAGGGAUCUGCAUAACCUACCUGCAGUUGGAGGGUUGGUUCAAACUUUAAUGAGUUAUGUUGUAGGUGGAGACAGUUCAAACUGGGUUGGAGUUUUAGGAUUACCACACUAUAAUAUGAAUGACAUGCCAGGAGUGGCUUUUCGUGUUGCUCUCCAUCUGUCACAGAUGAAGCGCACUGGAAAAUUCAUAAUGUUUGAUUAUGGUAGUACUUCUGCCAACAUGGAAGUGUAUGGUUCACCUGUGCCUUUAGACUUGGGUGAACGCUAUGAACUCAUAGACAUUCCUGUUAAUCUUGUUGCUGGACAGAAGGACAAAGUGAUAAGGCCUUCAAUGGUGAAGAGACACUAUAAACUGAUGAAGGGUGCUGGGGUAGAUGUUUCAUAUAAUGAGUUUGAAUAUGCACACCUAGACUUCACCUUUUCCCACCAUGAAGAACUCUUGUCAUUUGUUAUGUCAUGCUUGCUGCUUGUGGAUCCUAAUCCAAAACAUCAAGUGAAUCAAAGGGGUGUAAGGUCAAGAAGAAAAGGGCAAGUUGCAAACAGUGGUUAGAUUGAACAAAAAUCUUACACAGAGUUCAUACUUGCUGAAGUACUUCUGCCAUUUCUUGCAAGAGUCUCCGACACAUGUAUGCUUGAAUAUAGAGUUGCUCUUUACUAGGGUCAUCAUUUCCUUCAAAUAUCUGUUUUCAGUUUGGAGGAAAAAUAGACCUUGAAAUAUGUUUGUAUUGUACAUUGUAAAAUGUUGUACUGAUUAUCAAAAUUCAGAACAAAGACAUUAGAGUCUGGAUUAAUGUUGUAUUAUGUUGGUAGUUCACUAGUUUUUUUCUUUGACAAUU